Heterocephalus glaber (naked mole-rat) is the source of this 6458-nucleotide messenger RNA. It is a transcript of the gene Wdr72, whose product is annotated as WD repeat domain 72. Gene Ontology annotation, biological process: protein localization to plasma membrane. Gene Ontology annotation, molecular function: protein binding. Gene Ontology annotation, cellular component: cytoplasm. Lineage: Eukaryota; Metazoa; Chordata; Mammalia; Rodentia; Bathyergidae. The record is from RefSeq and is a predicted model, not a curated record.
AAGAGUGGCAGCAUCUCAUCAGCACCGACACCUGCAUCAGAGGCAGAUGGAUGUUUGUCCUUGUGUUCAAACUCCUGGAUUCCGCAGGGUACCAGGGGCAGACCACGUGGUCAGGUGGGUGCAGGCAGUUUCCCGGAGAGCAGAAUCUUCUAGAGACACAAACGUGAAUGACUUUGGGAGGAAAGGGUGAACAGCAGUGAAGGCUAUCAGGAGUGCCCAAGCUCAACGAGAAGUAGCAAACUAUGGAGCUGAGAGCGGCUCCUUGAGAGCUAGACAAGCUAAGAAUUGUGUCGUAAGCUCACUUUGCAUCCGUAAUGUUUUCUUUGGUGAAGUGGCCAAGCUUCUCACUUUUUCUUCCAUGGCUUAUUUUUUGUUUUGGCCUAACCGGAGAUAACCAGGGUUUCAUUGUUUUCUUCUAGCUGAUUUAAAGUUUAUGUUCCACAUUUAGAUCUACGAGCCAUUCUGAAUUAAUUUUUGUCCAGGGUGCAAGGACUGGGUCCAGGUUCAGCAUGGGCAGUGACUGCAUUGGUAUGCAGCCCCGCGCAGCGCGUUCUUCCUCCCCAGCUCUUCUUUGUCUUGUCCCCUUUUCUGUGGGCCCUGGGCGCCAGGCCUCCUGUCCAGCGAGGGAGGAAGUGCUGAGACAGGUGUGGGACUUGGGAAGGGUGCUGCUUUACUCCAGCCUCCAAGGACAAGGACUGGGUGGGCACCCUGGGCAGGUGCAGGGCACCGGCCCCAGGGAGGAGCCUGGUAAGGGUGGGCGGGGCCGCGGGCACCUGGGGCGUGGGCGGGGCCGCGGCCGCGGUGGAUGUCCCGGAGGUCGACGCGGGCUCUCGCGGGCAGGCGCAGGCUGCGACCCCGCCAGGCGCCCGGACCCGCGGCGCUCCGGAGGCUGAAGCGCGGACGGGGGCGCUCGCCUGGACGCCGAGCUCGGCGCAGACGGCGCGGGGCUCCGCGGGGACUCUGGCGGCAUGAGGACCUCCCUGCAGGCGGUUGCGCUGUGGGGAAAAAAGGCCCCUCCGCACAGCAUCUCUGCCAUCAUGAUCACUGACGACCAGCGGACCAUUGUGACCGGAAGCCAAGAGGGUCAGCUCUGCCUCUGGAACCUCUCACCUGAGCUGCAGAUCUCAGCUAAAGAACUUCUCUUCGGUCAUUCAGCAGCUGUGAGGUGCCUGGCCCGCGCAGGGGACUUCUCCAAACAGCCCUACAUCGUGAGCGCUGCUGAGAACGGGGAGAUGUGCGUGUGGAACGUCACCAGCGGACAGUGCAUGCGGCAGGCCACCCUCCCCUACAGGCACAUGGCCGUCUGUUAUUACCACUGCUCCUCCCGGAUGGCAGGCGAUGGCUGGCUGCUGUGCUGCGGGGAGUACCAGGACGUGCUGGUCGUGGACGCCAGGACCCUGGCUGUGGUCCACACACUGGUGUCCUCUCAGUGCCCGGACUGGGUCACCUGCAUGUGCACCGUCCACUCCGUGCGGGUCCAAGAUUCUCUGCUGGCGGUGACGGUGACCGGGGAUCUCAAGGUGUGGGACCUCUCCUCAGCUAUCAACAGCAUCCAGGAAAAGCGAGAUGUCUAUGAAAAAGAAUCCAAAUUUCUGGACUCCGUGAACUGCCAGACGAUACGAUUUUGCACGUACACAGAGAGACUCCUGCUGGUGGUGUUUCCUAGAUGUUGGAAGGUGUACGAUUACUGCGACUUUUCCCUCCUGUGGACGGAGGACAGCAGCAGCGGGCGGCUCUUUGCGGGAGGAGAGGUGCUGGCCGCCCACAGGGUCCUCGUCUGGACCGAGGACGGCCGAAGCUACAUCUAUCAGCUGCUGAACAGUGGGCUUUCCAAAAGUAGCACCCCAGCCGACGGCAGGCUGCUGAAAGAGACCAUUUACCCCCAUUUACUGUGCUCUGCUUCCGCGGAGGAAAAUCAGAGCCUGCCAUUUGUCAUGGGAUAUGUGAACGAAAGGAAGGAACCUUUCUACAAGGUGCUGUUCUCUGGAGAAGUGUCAGGGAGGAUUACUUUGUGGCACAUCCCUGACGUUCUGGUGACCAAGUUUGACGGUUCUCCGAGAGAGAUACCGAUCACCACCACCUGGACACUUCAAGAUAAUUUCGAUAGGCAUCACAUGAUGUCACAAAGCACCCUGGACCGGUUCCCUGGGCCUGGGGGCAAGGCCGGGGCUGCAGCUGUGACAGCAUCAGAGUACGUGCCCGGCCUGGACAGACUCAUCUGCGGCUGUGAGGAUGGCAUGGUCUUCAUCACGUGGGCGCUGAGCGCGGCCCGAGCAGGGCUCCUGGACAGCGGCUCUGUGCCAACAGAUCCCCCUGCCCACAAAGUCCUUAGCGGCCACCAGCAUGGUGUGACUUCGUUACUGUACCCUCAUGGCCUCUCUUCAAAGUCCGACCAAAGCUGGCUGCUGUCGGGGGACCAGAGCUCCUGCGUCAUCCUGUGGGACAUCUUUACUGAGGAAGUGCUGCAUAAGUUUUUCUUGGAAGCUGGUCCAGUAACGAGUCUUCUGAUGUCACCAGAGAACUUCAGACUGAGGGCCGACCGGGCCGUGUGCUGUGUGUGCGGUGACCACUCGGUGGCCCUCCUGCACCUGGAGGAGAAGCGCUUCCUCCUGCGGGCCCGGAAGCACCUCUUCCCCGUGACCACCGUCAGAUGGCGCCCGGUGGAGAACUUUCUGAUUGUUGGGUGCUCCGACGACUCUGUCUACAUCUGGGAAAUUGAGACAGGCACUUUGGAAAGACAUGAGACAGGAGAAAGAGCAAGAAUUAUUCUUAAUUGCUGUGGUGGUUCGCAGCUUCUGAAACCUGAGCCUGUGCUGCCGGCCACCUCGGAGACAUGGAAGCAUAGAAGCGUGGAGCAGGCGCCCUUGGGCUGCCACUGGCCUGGGCCAGGCACCUGCCCCAGUCUGCAGAUGGAGGCCCUGCGGCAGGCCGCGUGUGCCGAGUCCUGCCCAAGGCCCUUUAACGUCUUGCCUGUGAAGACGAAGUGGAGCAGCAUUGGCUUCCACGUUCUUCUGUUUGAUCUGGAGAACCUCGUGGAACUUCUGCUGCCCACUCCACCAGAGCACGCCGGCCCCUCGGGCUCCUUCCAUGGCAGCCAACUGCUGAGGAGAGCCCGGAGCACGGUGGGCAGGAAGACGCUGACCUCGAGGAGGAGCGGAGCUGCCUGUUCCCCAGAGCCCCAGGCCCCACCGGCCGCUGUGGGCCUGGCCCAGGGCAGGGACGCCAUCACCUUCCUGGAGGAAAGCGAGGGCGUUAAAUGGCAGAGGAAGACGAAGAGCUCCCGGAAGACGCAGCCUCAGCCGGCACAACAGGUGAACGCCAGCCUCAUUCUGGACACCGCGAAGCUGUUCCUAUCCUGCCUCCUGCCCUGGGGCGUGGAUCCGGAAUUGGACCGCCUCUGCACCAGGCACCUCAACAUCCUGAAGCUUCAGGGACCAGUUUCUCUAGGCCUGGCUUCCAACCAGGACCACUUCUCACUAAUGCUGCCAGGAGGGAAUUUGUGCAGCCUGGAAACGAAGACAGAGUACUUGAGGGUGAAUUUAUUUUCCAGAAAAGUUUUGGACUUGUCAAAUAAAUACACAGCCACUCUGCCAAGCCAGUUGGGAACAUCAAGAGGACUGGAAAAUGAUUGUGAUUUUUUGCAAGAGUCCAACACCAUCACUUAUUUAUUGAGCAGACUAUUUUUAGUUAAUAAGUUAGUUAAUAUGCCUUUAGAAUCGGCCUGUAAAAUUGACAGAUCCUUCAAAGUGGACUCUAUACAUAAGGUGAAGAGUCCUGUGAAUGAUAUUUUGAAUAUUUCAAGCUUCUAUGGUUAUGUAAGAAAUGGUCAGAGCGACUGUCCGGUUCCUGAGGCCGACCUUUCCCUUGUGAAGUUGAUCUCUUGCUGGCGAGACCAGUCCGUGCAGGUAACUGAAGCGAUACAAGCUGUCCUGCUGGCUGAGGUUGAGCAGCACAUGAGAAGUCUGAGGAAGACCCCAGCAGACAGUUGUCGUGUGUCCCCGGGGUGGAGAGACAGCAGGGAUGGGGUGCCGGCCCUGCCUGAGGAGGACCGGCCCGAAGACCUGGAGCUGCAGCACCUCCGGAGCGCUUGGCCGAUGCACUCUGCAGCCAGUCCGGUCAAGCAUGACAGCAACUCAGAGGUGGCCAACUUCCAGGACUCGAAGGACGUGCCUGACAGAUGCGUCUUGGAAGGGUCUGAGAGUCCAGGUAAGCCCAGACACCAUUCCUGGAUCGCAAAGGUAUGCUCCUGCAAGGUGUGCUGAGUGGACUUACAGUGCAGAAGCCCGGAUGUCCCCAGUUACGAAGUCCAGUCCUGCCACUCACCUCCUAUGGGAAGCAGUUCUGUCUAUCUACAGUGGACUUGCUAAUGCUCUAGCCAGAAUGCACUGAAAGCACAACACUGAUCGAAAAUCCCCAUGUUCUUCUAUACAGUGAUCGCCUAAGUCAGCAAUGGCGAACCUUUUAGAGCUUUCACUGCUACAGACAGCCUGCUGUGGCAUGCAUGCCAUAGGUUCGCCACCACUGGCCUGAAUCAUUCUCUAUCCCUCCUUAUUUUCUGCUAAUAUUUUCAACAAGAAAUGCCAGCCCAUAGAUACAAACUGAACAGUGCUUUGGAUUUGCUUCCAUUUUUUCAAUCCCUGAGUUAUAUAAUAACAUUAAAACCAAUGUAACGCACAAUUUAAUCUUGCUUCAGCGUAUGUAAUGUAAAGCUUCAGCAAAUUUGAUCUGUUGGGUGAGAACACUGCAUCAGUGGAUGCCUGAAUUCAGACCAGUGGCCACAGUGAGUCUCAUCCCUAAGCAUGAGAUGCUGCUAACAAACAGGCAAUUCCCUGUAGUCAUCAAUUAGCCCAGACAAGUGACACUUGGUGUCACAGUUGCCAGACUGGUGCAAUCUAGCUCACUGAGGCUUCUGAGGACAUGGGGCUACUGUCUUCAGCUAAAGCCUGAGCUCACUGGCCACAGAGAUGUGGGCUAGGGAAGGGGGAUCCAUUUCUCUCACACAGUUGACUCUUCUUAAGUGGACGCGCUUACAGUUCUUUUCCCAGAAAGAAGCUUGUCUAGCAGGAAUUCUAAAACUAAAAUAUGAGGAGUAAUAUAAAUAGGAAUUGACAUAAAGUGCUCGUCUAUUAAGGCUGUUAGCAAUCUGAUUUACUUGCUGCAAUUUAUAUUAUACCAUUCUUUGAUUUAUAGAAAAUCUUCUAAGCGUAUUAAUAUGCAUAUAUUAUGAAUACAAAUAUUGCCUAAUCUAUAGAAAAAUGAAGUAUUAAAUAUAUGAUAUAUAGCUCUCUCUACGAGAAAAUUUCAGGUCCCUUCAAAUCGUCAAACACUUUUCUGAGCACUAGAGUCAGUGUCCGUGCCAGGAUGGGGACAGGGAGAGAACCCUGCAGUUCAGUGUGUGGUGUCUGCUGGCAAGGACUCAGCUACUGCCCACUCGGAAUGCAUGGGCCAGAAUGCAGACACCAAGUGUGACCCCUCUAAGGAGGUCCAGGUUGUGCUGUUCGUUUCCUAAGAACGAUGCCCUGUCAGAAGUUGCGUGUUGCACUUGCUUCGGCAGCACAUAUACUAAAAUGGGGAGUUGUCAGACGUCCGUGGAUACGAGUGACCCUAGAAAACUGAAACCUUUGGGAGCUGACCUGUGUAUGCUUUCCUCCUUGGGCGGAAAAGUGGCAGCCCAAAGCCACUUGAGACAAGUUCCGAAGGAAAGCAGGUGGUGACUUUGGCGGUGGGCUUGUCUUCUGCCACACACAGCCACGGUGGGAAGGGCUCUGCCAGUCCCAGCACAGGUGUCUCAUAAGUGCGCAUCCCCGGGACGGGAAAGGUGUGCGACCAAAACCCACUCGCGCACUCCAGCUCUGGAUGAUUAUUGAAGUAUGCUUUCUUAUUUUCAUAGUUAGGGCUCUCCCUUUCUCAAGAUGGCAAACAAUAGGUUUUAACAGUUGCUAUACUUAGCAUUUUCUUGGGUCUAAGAAAACUAAUAUUGAAUUCCUGAAAAAAUACUUUAUGAUGCCACCGGCUAUAGGAAAUUAGAAAUGGCAUAACCCUGACUUUACGAAACAAGGAGUUUUAUUAAUGCUUUAUUAAUGGAGGCCAACACCAUUAACAACCAAGAACUUUAAUUGCUAACAUGAGAGAUUCAGAGAGAGAGAGACUGAAAUGAUGCGUGUACAGUAUCCACAUGCAAAUGCGCUGUGACACAAGUUUGAAAUCUGUCUGAACCGAUGUGCUUAUACUGACUGAUGUCCAACAUGCUUCAGCUCUUCCUGCUGGGGGAAGACUUGGCGGGAGCUGCUGGCAGGGAGCGGGACCAGCCACGUGGUAGUCCUGGCUGCCUGUCCCCCCGCUGCAAGCUCGGACCUGCUUCUCACGGGACCAUGUCUUCCUGUCUGUCUGCAGUGGGCAGUGGGGCCACUGUGUCGACACGUGUGUUUGUAUCUGUAAUAAACACUUCGUUAAAAUUA